Messenger RNA from Peromyscus leucopus (white-footed mouse), 456 nucleotides. RefSeq names its product mitochondrial ribosomal protein L52 (gene Mrpl52). The transcript has 5 exons. Gene Ontology annotation, cellular component: mitochondrial large ribosomal subunit. The record is from RefSeq and is a predicted model, not a curated record. NCBI's taxonomy places the organism in Eukaryota, Metazoa, Chordata, Mammalia, Rodentia, Cricetidae. Gene Ontology annotation, biological process: mitochondrial translation. Gene Ontology annotation, molecular function: structural constituent of ribosome. The coding region runs from base 62 to 430 and encodes 122 amino acids.
CCCGGCAGCGUCGCGCGUGGCCGCCGGGGGCCACGCCCACUUCCGGCCCCUUGGCUGCGGCAUGGCUGCGUUGGGGAUUUGGCUGUCCCUAGGUGUCCGGAGGUUGCACUGCAGUGCGGCGGCUCGGGCCGGCAGCCGGUGGCGACUGCAGCAGGGACUGGCUGCCAACCCUUCCGGCUAUGGGCCCCUCACGGAGCUUCCUGACUGGUCUUUCGCCGAUGGCCGCCCUGCUCCCCCAAUGAAAGGCCAGCUUCGAAGAAAAGCUCAAAGGGAAAAGCUUGCAAGGCGAGUUGUACUGCUGACACAGGAAAUGGAUGCUGGAUUACAGGCCUGGAAGCUGAAGCAACAGAAGCUGGAGGAAGAAAGGAAGCAGGAAAAUGGUCUUAAACCCAAAGGGAUUUCACUGAGAAGCCCACUUCCACAUCAAUAAAAAAACAGCUCCAUUCCCGCUUUCCC